GAAGAGGAAAACAUAAAAAAAUAUCCUACCAGCGCGUUAGACAUGUCGAAAUAUUGCUAUAAUCGCAAAAAUUGACUUCCUUUUUUGUUUUAGUUUACAAACCAAAUUGCGGUUGCGAGUCGCUGCUGCGCUGACGACCGGAAGUUAUCAGUCCGCAAUAGUAGUGUGAGCUUCUGAUUGUUUCGGAGCUUUGUGUUGUGGAGGGAAGCGACGCUACCUACCCGGAGUGUGUGUCUCUGGAUCAGGAGACUAUCUGGCAGAAAGGUGCCAUGAGCAGCGAGCUGAACGUGCCCAUGGGUUCCCCGGCACCGGGGGAGCGUGUGCAGGACGGAGGAGGGAUGGAUUACCGGGACUGGGUGCGGCGCAGUUACCUGGAACUGGUCAGCUCCAACCAUCACUCGGUGCAGGCGCUGUCCUGGAGGAAACUCUACCUGAGUCGGGCCAAGCUGAAGGCUUCCAGUAGAACCUCCGCUCUGCUGUCAGGCUUCGCCAUGGUUGCGAUGGUGGAGGUCCAGCUGGAGAUGAAGUACGCCUACCCUCCUGUGCUCCUCAUUGCUUUCAGUGUCUGCACCACCGUCCUAGUGGCAGUCCACCUCUUCGCUUUGCUCAUCAGCACCUGCAUCCUGCCCAACGUGGAGGCGGUCAGCAACAUCCACAACCUGAACUCAGUCAGCGAGUCUCCUCACGAGCGCAUGCACCGCUACAUCGAGCUGGCCUGGGGCUUCUCCACCGCUCUGGGCAUCCUGCUGUUUUUAGCAGAGGUGGUGCUCCUGUGCUGGAUCAAGUUCCUUCCAGUGGACCACGUGGUGCCCACAAAGUCACCCAGCCAAACCCUCCAGGACAAGACGGGCUGGAAGGCCGCGCUCGCCUCCACCAUCAUCAUGGUUCCGGUCGGGGUGAUUUUUGUGCUUUUCACGAUUCACUUCUAUCGCUCGUUGGUGCGUCACAAGACAGAGCGCCACCACCAGGAGAUCGAGGAGCUGCACAAGAUAAAGGUGCAGCUGGACGGGCAUGAGCGAGGACUUCAGACUGUGUGACGCCAAGGCCCGCAACACUGAACUUAUCUUCAUCCUCUUUUCUUCUCAGACGGAAGAUGAGGGUCACACAGCACAUGCAGCUCCUACUGUAUCAUUUUACAAGAUGCAUAUGCUUGCGGUUGUUCUAAAGUCUGUCCUGUGUGAGGAUUGCUGUCAAACACAAAGGGCUUCCAUGUGAGUGUAUUUAUGUUCCCAGGUCAUUGGUUGGUACAGUGUGGUGACGCAGGUGACAAUUCAAGAUCUGUUGUUUGCCUUCAUUGAAAUAUGACAGUGAAUUAAGUAACCAAAUUAGGUCAUACUUUUUAAUCUUUAAAUGCAGAAAUUUGAAUCUACAAUAACUGUCUUGGCCAAAUGUUUAGAACAUAUCAGUAAUACAUUAUUUAUUUUUGUGUCAAUGUAAAUCAAAGCAGCUUAAAAAUGGUAUUCAUUAAUAAAUAUUUUUGAUGUUAAGUAUAAUUUUAACUCCCAAAAAAUUGAUGCUUCAUUUUAAUCCCAUUAAAAUUAAGUAGGAUUCUGUUUCUCUCAUAUGGGUCGGAACCUAGGUUAGUUCUCUUGAUGAUGGAAGUGCUUACAUCCACAUCAUCUACCUCACCGUGGACUUCCAUCCAGUCAUUACCUGCAGCCAUUUAAGAGUUAAAUCUGUAUCGGCACAUCUUUUAUUUACAGUCGAAAGUUUAAUAAUAAUAAAAAAUAAAGUCGGAAUAAUCUUACAGACAAAGCUAAAAUUUUCAGAGAAAGCAAUAAAGACGACACAAGGUCUUUCAUGUCGGUCUCGGCACUCGCGCUGUGAACCUGCUUGUCAAGCUCCUGCAUGUUUCACACCAAACCUGUACGCUGCUUUGUGCUUGAGGAAGUUCCUGUGUUAUGCAUGAGUGUUUCUGUCUCCCGGAGCUCCGUUUUAAUGAGCGCUGUGGUAUUGUCUUAAUGUGUGUGUUUUAUCAGAGACUGUUUCAAGGGGGUUAAACAAAAAAAAAAAUCCUAACUCCUCAAACCGUUUACACAAACAGUCGCUAUCAAAACCCUCGGAGCUAAAAACUGUGUACUGAUGCUGCUUCAGGUGCUUCAUCGAGAAUGUUACUGUCCAAAUAAACUUCUGCCUUAUCCAGCUGUUCGCCAGAGCUUUAGCAGUUAAUUGUUACUUACGGCGCCGUGGAAGUGACCUGCAUACUUUAUUUUUUACUUUAAUUUUUUGUCUCGAGAUAAAAGUUAUCUUGUGAUAGACAGAUUUUGUGACUAAAACUGUAUAUACAGUCAGUUGUGGGAGGACAAGUGCCAGUAACCGAGAGCGGUUGAUAUCAUUUUGAGCAGAAGGCUCUUGAUCCGAGUGCUUAAAGUGCAGCGACUUUGCCGUCAGCAAUAUUCUGACUUGACUAGAUUGACCGAAAGUUUCGAAGCCCAGUGGUUCCAGCUGGAUGUAUACAAAACGCUUUACCACAGAGGCAGUUACGCAUGCAUGUCACUUCCCGGCCUCCGUAGUUACAUUCAGGUUUGUUUGUUUUGUUGUUGUUGUUUUUUUUCACUUCUUGUAUGAGUUAAGGUCUUUUGUUCACAUUCCAGAUGUAGUCAUCGACCAAAGUUACUGUCUGUCCUUUCAGAAGUGCACUUGUGUUUGUAAAGUGUGUCCCAUGAGUCUUUACAGCUUGCAAAGAACUCUGAAAAUAAAAAGGUUCAAA
Synchiropus splendidus (mandarinfish) is the source of this 2710-nucleotide messenger RNA. It is a transcript of the gene orai2, whose product is annotated as ORAI calcium release-activated calcium modulator 2. Gene Ontology annotation, biological process: store-operated calcium entry. NCBI's taxonomy places the organism in Eukaryota, Metazoa, Chordata, Actinopteri, Syngnathiformes, Callionymidae. Gene Ontology annotation, cellular component: membrane. The transcript is spliced from 3 exons. The coding region runs from base 270 to 1037 and encodes 255 amino acids. The record is from RefSeq and is a predicted model, not a curated record. Gene Ontology annotation, molecular function: store-operated calcium channel activity.